Molecule: messenger RNA, 2074 nt
Organism: Camelina sativa (false flax)
Lineage: Eukaryota; Viridiplantae; Streptophyta; Magnoliopsida; Brassicales; Brassicaceae
Source: RefSeq, a predicted model, not a curated record
UAGUUUUUUUUUUUUUUUUGUUGAGGUCGGUCCAUCUUCUCUCCGUCUCCCUUCCUCGUCAUCAGAAACCCUAAAGAUCAGAUCUUUCGAAAUUGAAAUUGGACUUUCUCGUCACUUUCUCAGGGAAAAAUAGAGUCUGGUAUUUGCUUCAUGAAUGAAGAGGUUAUGAUGGGUGAUAAUGAUGGAUCAAUCCUUGUUAACAUUGUCAUUAAGGAGAAUGAGAAUCCUAAUUUUGAUUGUCAUGAGGAAACUUUGCCCCUGCACUCUCGUUUGGUUCUUGACCAAACAGCGUGUAAAGAUGAGUAUGGACAUUGGUUGUAGGAAGAGCAAAGUAUGGAAUUUUGUAGUAAGAAUAGUUUGUUGCAUGAGAAGACUAGAGAGAUUGCUGGCUUGCGCCGGGAACUAGAGUUGCUUACUAAGUUGCUUAGUACAAGUCAUGAAAAUGGGGACGUUGAGGCUUUGGAGGGUAAAAAAAGAGCUAAUCAGUUGUUCUGCAAACACUCUGAAAGCAGUGUAGAAUCUGUCACGUUGACGCCUCUGAAGUUGGAAGAUUUGAGACAGCUAUCGCGUGAAGAGUUGAUCAACUACUUUAGGACCGAGAUGAUUGAGUUGAAAAGAGAGCAUGAUUAUACGAAUCAAGAGAUGACUGAAGAAUACUUUAGCAUUAAGCGAAGGUGCUUGAAGUUGGAGAAGUGUGGUUCAUUUUCUUCUUUGAAGACAGACAAGGAGUUUUUUGAUGUGCUGCGAAAGAAUCUCCCGGAUAUCAUUUUGAGGUUGGAUGAGGUGUUAUUGGAAGGUGGGAAGUCUGUUGUAUUUGAAGCUACGAACGAUGACGAUGUCAAGAGCCAAUUGGAUUCUCUGCUUCUAGAGAACUGCCAACUUAAAGAUUCACUUUUAGAGGCUGGCAAGAAGAUAUCAAAGCUUUCUCAGGUUGAGGAAAACCAUCGAAAUUUGAUCAGUAAGCUUGAAGAUUCACAUGCUGAAGCUUCUGUCCAUGAGUAUUGCGCGGUAAUAUACAAAGAAGCUUUCAAGGAAGCAGCUUGGAGAAUUGAAAAUGAAUGUAGCAGAAAAGGAACAAGCUUUGAGAUCAGAGGUGCUUGAGAAGGAAAUAUUACAAGAGGAGAUUCAUUUGUUGGAAUGUCAUGUUAAGGAGAAAGAGAAUUUACUUCAGAGACAGGAGAAUGAUUUGGCUACAGAGAGGGAGAAACUUCAGAUAGCCUUUCAACAGAUUAACAGUCUGCAAUAUCAGAUUGAGCAGCAAGUUAUAGUGAUUGAAGAUAAGGAGAAAGAAGUAAAAGCUGUUUCAGCUCGAGCUCUGGAGAAAACAGAAGGUUAUGAGAUGGAGAUAUCUGAGUUGGAACAGAAGCUUGAGUUAGCUAGAAACAAUAUGAAGAUAACCGAACAUGAGAAAGUGAAGUCCGAGCUAAAAUUAUCAUCAAUGGAGGCAGAGCAAAAGAGGCUUAAGAAUCAGUUUGUAUCGAUGGUUCUGAAUCUUUCUAAGUGGAGCAAAGAUUUUGACAAUCUCGAAUGCAUGGUAGCAGAAAAGACGAUAAAGACAAGUUCUAGGUUAAAAAGUAUGCAAAGCCAAUUAAGUGAUCUCUUAGAUGAAGUUGAUGAACUCAAGACAAGAGAAUCAAUUUUCAAGCAACUAAUGGAGAAGAAGACUUGUGACCUCCAAAAGGCUGAGACUGAGGUUGCUCUCCUUGGCAAUGAAAUCGAAUCUCUUAUGGACCUUCUUAAGAAAAUUUAUAUAGCUCUUGAUCAUUAUUCUCUAGUCCUGAAGCAUUACCCUGGCAUUAUCGAGAUCUUGAAGCUUGUCCGGAGAUAAUUAAGAGGGGAAUCGAAGAGACUAUCAGUCUUCUAACCAAGUUUCAUAUGAUCAAACCAAUUCUUCUCACAAGUUUCAUUAUACUUAUGUUGUACAUAUCCAAAUCCUCUAUCAAUGUAUUUCUUUUCCUUGUUGAGUAGGUAUGUUUAGAAACUAAAGACAGAUCAUCAAUAACAAGAAUUAGAAUUUGACAAAAAGAUUCUUAUGCACUUGUACAUAUGUACCAUAACUACAGUAAGGAAAAAA